Molecule: messenger RNA, 360 nt
Organism: Menidia menidia (Atlantic silverside)
Lineage: Eukaryota; Metazoa; Chordata; Actinopteri; Atheriniformes; Atherinopsidae
Source: the annotation of a GenBank genome assembly
AUGACGGAGCGCGCCUCCCACACUCUGGCGUCACACACACGGCGGCGACAACGACACACCAUGGAAGCAGAGCUCCAAGUGGACAGAUUCCCCCGGAAGCAGGCAGGGAUGGAAGUGCUGGUGCUGGCGGGCCGGCAGCCCGUCUCGGCUCCCACCACUCCCACGGCGGCGAGUGGCGCCACGUUUGCCGCUCUGUUUCCCACCAGUCUGACCGUUCACAGCUUCGGUAGCCUCCAUCAGUACUGCUGCCCCUCCAUUGACCAAAGCUUACGGCAGGACGACAGCCAUAUCAAGCUGUCGGAGCACAUCACCGUCGCCUGCCCAUUACUGCUGCAUUCAUGCUUAUCUUGGUUCCACUAG